Messenger RNA from Hibiscus syriacus, 1129 nucleotides. RefSeq names its product NAC domain-containing protein 12-like. The record is from RefSeq and is a predicted model, not a curated record. Bases 38 to 1027 code for a protein of 329 amino acids. Gene Ontology annotation, molecular function: DNA binding. Lineage: Eukaryota; Viridiplantae; Streptophyta; Magnoliopsida; Malvales; Malvaceae. Gene Ontology annotation, biological process: regulation of DNA-templated transcription. The transcript has 2 exons.
UUGUGUUUCCUUAUUCAUCUAAACACAUUCGAAAGACAUGAAUCUAUCCAUUAAUGGACAAUCUCAGGUGCCUCCUGGUUUUAUAUUUCAUCCGACAGAAGAAGAACUCCUUUACUAUUACCUCAGAAAGAAAGUUGCUUCCCGGAAGAUUGAUCUUGAUGUUAUACGUGAAGUUGAUCUUAACAAGCUUGAGCCCUGGGAUCUACAAGAAAAGUGUAAAAUAGGUUCCACCCCGCAGAAUGAUUGGUAUUUCUUUAGUCACAAGGACAAGAAAUACCCGACGGGGACCAGGACGAACCGCGCGACGGCUGCCGGAUUCUGGAAAGCGACAGGGCGAGAUAAGAUUAUCUAUAACGGUGUUAGAAGAAUCGGGUCGAGGAAGACGUUGGUGUUUUAUAAAGGAAGAGCUCCCCAUGGUAAAAAAUCUGAUUGGAUUAUGCACGAGUAUAGACUCGAAGACACCAUUAACCAUGACUCUUAUGUGUCCAAUCCCAUUGGAGAUUGUGUGUGUGAAGAUGGCUGGGUGGUUUGCCGUGUAUUUAGAAAGAAGAAUCAUCCGAGAAGCACCCUCGAGAGCCCGAAAACUCCGCCGAUGGUUUGCUCCGGUAACGACGAGGCCGUGGAUCGAAUUCUUCGACAUAUGGGAAACACUUGCAAGAUGGAGAAUCCAAGCUUUACCGAUGCAAAUAAGCAUGCAGUGUUUACGCAUAUUCCCGGACUUGAAAGUCCACUUCUCGAUCAAGAAACGAUAAUCGAGCCCUGUUACCGAUCCAUCGACGACAUGCCGAUCAACGACGGUGCUAGUGAUCGUCAUAAUGACUGGGCCACCCUGGACCGAUAUGGGGCAUCGCAGUUAAAUGGCCAAGUAGAGACGAGCAAGGAAGUAUCCUGUUUUAGUGACCCUAACGCGGUGUUCAGUCUUUGUCACCAUGAUGGCAUUCAAUUAUCGGACGUAAGUUGGCAAAUAUCAAACCAAAACUCACAGCUCUAUGCCUACGAGAAUGAGCUAUGGAGCUUGACGAUAUAAUCUUUACCGUCUACAAUUUAGAUCAAUCGAUUAAUAAAUUAGAUAUCGAUACAAUUCAAAGACAUGCAUCGAGAUAUCUAUAAAUGCGAAUGUGCUUGCAUA